Molecule: messenger RNA, 1050 nt
Organism: Arthroderma uncinatum
Lineage: Eukaryota; Fungi; Ascomycota; Eurotiomycetes; Onygenales; Arthrodermataceae
Product: metallo-beta-lactamase
Exons: 4
Coding region: 1-1050 (349 amino acids)
Molecular function (GO): transferase activity
Source: RefSeq, a predicted model, not a curated record
AUGUCUCUGCUACUCGACAGCCUUGAAGUGACGGUGAUCAUUGACAAUGAGCUGGACGUGAUGUCUCCCCCGCCACCCACGACGAUGGGCACCAUCUACUCGCACGGCUCACUGGGCAACAUCGCCCGAGAGUCAGCCCUAGUCCAUGAUCGCGGCGGAGAAGAUGUUCGCGAGCUCAGGAUGGAUAGGACGAUAGGCUGGGAGAAGAGAAGCGUAUUGUUUGAUACUGGCCCCGAAGAGGAUAUAUGGGAGCGCAAUGCAAAGAGAUUAGGCGUGGAUCUUGCGGGAGUAGAAGCCAUCGUGCUCUCCCACUGGCAUCGAGACCACUCAGGCGGCAUGCUACGCGCUAUCCGGAUGAUCAAGGAGGCCCAGGAGGCCCAUGGCGACAACAUCAAGGAAGUAGUAGUGGAUGUCCAUCCAUCACGGCCCAAGUAUCGCGGUUUCCAGCUGGGCGAGGAGAUCAUAUCCCUUGAAGCAGACCCAGGAUUCGACGAGAUGGCGGCCGCGGGAGCUACGGUGAGCAAGAACGCGCAAGCACAUACCCUGGCUGGCGGGAUGUUUCACGUCUCGGGCAUGAUACCAAGGGAGACCGAGUAUGAGACGGGGCUUAGGGGAGGAAUGCGCUUUGAAGAUGAAGAAGAAGAUGAAGAUGAUGAUGAUAAACGCGAAGGAAGAUGGAAAAAGGACGAAGAAAUCGCGGAUGAGCGCGUGCUCACGUGCCGAGUGCGGGGGCUAGGGCUAGUCGUGGUCACGGGGUGUAGCCAUGCUGGAGUUGUAAACACCGCGAGACAUGCAAGAAGAGAACAGAGGGACAAACAAGGAAAAGAAGAGGAUAUCUUUGCGAUAAUAGGGGGAUACCACCUGGCGACCAGCGACGAGGCCACGAUGCUCGAAACCGUCCACGAUCUGGCAGCCAUGAACCCGCGCUUCCUCGUCCCCGGCCACUGCUCCGGCUGGAGGGUCAAGAUGGCCAUCGAGCAGGCCAUGCCAGGGCGUCUCCUCCCUUGCUCAGUGGGCGCCAGGCUUCUCUUUGCCGACCAGCCUAGCUGA